GUACAAAAGAAAAAGAGGAAAAAAUAAACAUAAUACGAUCAAACUCUCUUUUUCUUCUCUCAUCAUCUUUCCCACGCUUUCACGCUUUGCCUAUUAUUUUGAUCUUAAAAAAUUAAAUAAAAACAAUUUGCUCACUCUUUUUUCUUUGCUGUUAAAGAACACUCAUACUCUCUCUCUCACAACGUCUAGACGACGAAUUCAAUUUCAAGCUCUGUUUCAAUGGAAACGCUGAAGAAGAAUCCAUCCGUAAGAAGAAAAGGCAAGCUAGCGAGAACAUUCCAGAAGGUAUGCAGCCUGAGAACGACGUCGACGAAGGUCUCCUCCAACAACGGAAUCGGCGGUAUCUGUAUGUUGAAGUCACACAAUAACCCAAACUUCGAAGACGAGGACGACGACGGAGACUCCGUCUUCGAUCUGAAGAGCACUUCGAGCCGCAGCAGCAGGAGCGGAGAGCUCAAGGUGCGGGAGCGGCGGAGAGCCGUCUUCGAAGCGGUGGUCGCCAAGAUCUUCGCCAGCACGACUUCGAUCAAAGCCGCGUACGCCGAGCUCCAGAUGGCGCAGCGUCCUUACGACAACGCCGCGAUACAGGCGGCGGACACGGCGGUGGUGGAGGAGCUGAAGGCGUUAUCGGAGCUGAAACGGGGUUUUCUGAGGAAGGAGCUGAACAUCUCCCCGCAGGUGGCGAUUAUGCUCGCCGAGAUCCAGGAGCAGCAGAGCUUGAUGAGGACGUACGAGAUCACGAUCAAGAAGUUAGAAUCCGAAUCCGCGGAGAAGCAGUCGAGGAUCGAUUCGCUGAAGACGAGUCUCGAGGAAGUCUCGGCGGUUAACAAAUCGAUUGAGAAGAAGCUCACGGCGAGCGGUUCACUCUCUCCGUUAGAUAACGUCGUGUUCUCGAAUUUGAAUUUGAGCGCUUACGUUCAGAUUCUAGGGUUUACGUUGAGAUCCGUGCGAAGCUUCGUUAAGUCUAUGGUGAAGGAGAUGGAGUCGGCGAGCUGGGAUCUCGACGCCGCCGCCUCCGCCGCGAUCCGAAACGCAUCCACCGUCUUCGCUCGCCCGAGCCACCGCUGCUUCGCGUUUGAAUCCUUCGUUUGUUGUAAAAUGAUGGAGAAUUUCGAAUCUCCGGACUUCUCGUUACCUAACGUCGAAGAGAAACCGAGCCGUGAGCGUUUUUUCAACUUGAGAUCCGUCGACCCGGUUCAGUACUUGACCCGGAACCCGGGCUCCUCCUUCGCGAGGUUCGUGCUACACAAGUACUUGAGCGUUGUACACGCGAAGAUGGAGUGUUCAUUCUUCGGGAACUUGAACCAGAGGAAGCUGGUUAACUCGGGCGGGUUUCCGGAUUCGGGUUUCUUCGCUGCGUUCUGCGAGAUGGCUAAACGGAUCUGGCUGCUCCACUGCUUGGCGUUUUGUAUCAGCGAAAACGUCACGGUGUUUCAGAUCAAAAAAGGCUGUAGAUUCUCUCAGGUGUACAUGGAAGGCGUGAAAUUAGGGGACGAGUCUCUUUUCUCCUCCGAUGAUGAUGCAGAUAUCCGGGUCGGGUUCACGGUUGUUCCCGGGUUUAAAAUCGGAGAUAACGUGAUACAGAGCCAGGUUUACUUAUCUCCGGUGACCGGUUUUCCUCCGCCGGGUACUUCAUAAAAAACGAUAUGAUACACAGCUAAAUUCAAAAGUAUAUUUUCACGCUCCGGGAUGAAAAAGAGCGGCGGCGCGUGUAAAAGGAAUGGUGGGACAUGAUUCCUUGGUGGCAGCAGGACUGGCAUGUGGGACAUGUAUUGAAAGGGGUAAGAGAAUGUGACGGUGACAGAAAAUGGCGCGAGGGACAAUCAUCAUCAAAAUAGUUUAGUGACAGAAAAUGAUAAAAUGAGAAUUUUCUCUUUUUUUUUUCUGUAAGUUUAGGUUAUAAAACACAGCAUGGUAGUAGUUGACAAAAAAAAAACACAGCAUGGUAGUAUGGCAUGGAAAAUGAAUAGUGUUCUAUGUUUUUUUUACAUGUUAAAUAUAACUGAAAUUUGUUUACAA
Molecule: messenger RNA, 2019 nt
Organism: Brassica oleracea var. oleracea
Lineage: Eukaryota; Viridiplantae; Streptophyta; Magnoliopsida; Brassicales; Brassicaceae
Product: IRK-interacting protein-like
Exons: 1
Coding region: 220-1638 (472 amino acids)
Biological process (GO): negative gravitropism; response to red or far red light
Source: RefSeq, a predicted model, not a curated record